UGCAAAAUGGCGACUGUCAUGAUCUCGAGGUGUCCUUGCAAAUUCUCCAAAUUUCCUUGGAAAUCUCACGUCAGAAAGGCGUCAAACGCAUAUUAUGUGUUAUUGCCAGAAAUCCCUCCUGAUGAACCAGAGACGAACCCUGUGAUGCGAUUAGAUGACUUUCCAGCAUUCAAAUCAAUCAACCCAAGCAACGUCAUCAGUGGUUGUGCCAAAUACUGUAUUCAAUAUGAAACUCAACUCGGGGACCAUUUUGAAAGAUUGAAAGAUCCCAAGUACAAGAAAACAUUUUCUUCAGUCCUUGAACCCAUUGAGAAGAUCACUGUCCCUCUUAACAGCACAUGGAGAACAGCAAAACACUUGAACUAUGUUUGUGGGAGUGAAGGGUAUAGGCAGGCUUUCGAACUGCUUCACCCCCAAGUGGACCGAGCUAAAAAUGAACGAUGGAUUAACGAAACCUUAUACAACUCGGUCAAAGAAGUCAAUGCCGACAGAGAAACACUCACAGAAAGUCAGCAACGACUUGUGGAUAUGUAUCUACUUGAGGGACGAUUAAAUGGGAUUGAAAUUAAAGGAUCCAAUAAAAAACGCUUCGUAGACACACUAAGGAAGUUAUCAGUGGAAAGAGGACAUUUUAGGAAUAAAACGAUGCUGAGUGGUAACCUGUUUUCUCAUCAAAUCGAGGACUUUUCCAAAUUGUCAGAGUUCCCUCGACAUGUGCUCAAUCUUAUGGCAAAAGACAAGUUGAAUCCGAGUCGAGGUCCUUGGGUGGUCACCCUUCAGCCAACCGUAUACAACUCAUUCUUAGAACACUGCAGCGACAGGAUGCUGCGGUGGAACGUGUGGCAAGCUUACAACAACCGUGCAUCCGUGGGACACAAUGACCAGAACUUGGCUAAUCACAAGGCAAUCAAUGAGCUCAGAACUCAUAGACGAGAUAUUGCAAAUCUACUCGGCUACGAUAACUAUGCUCAGAUGUCGAUGGAAACCAAGAUGGCAGGCAAUGUAGAAAAUGUCCUCAACAUGAUUGAAAGUCUGAAGCGUGUCUUUAAGCCUGCCGCUGAGGAGGAGAUUGCCACCCUGCAGGAGUUUGCGCAGUCAGAAGGGUUCACUGGAACACUAGCAUUAUGGGAUAUCCCAUACUGGCAGCGACGCCAGCGCGAACAUCUACACAGGUAUGAGGAGAGUGAGAUCCAUGAGUAUUUCCCUCUGUCCUCUGUCCUCUCAGGAUUAUCUGCCAUCUGUGAUAAAAUAUUUGGAAUCAAAAUCAAAGACUGCACUAACGAAGUACACCUGUGGCAUCAAGAUGUAAAGUUCUAUAAGCUCUUCAAUAAAAAUGGGGAGUAUCUCUCUGCCUUCUACAUGGAUCCAUUCCUGAGGCCAUCAGACAAGAUAUCAGGAACAUGGAUGGAGAGUGGGCGAGAUCGUUCCGAUGUUGUUGGCACCAGUACGUUCUCCUACCUUAAUCUCAACAUACCUCCACCACUGCCUGGCCAACAAGUGCGGCUCACAUUCAGAGAGGUUGAGUCAUUAUUUCAUGAGUUUGGUCAUGGUCUUCAGCAGAUGUUGACGACAGUCCCAUACAGCGAGUUGUCUGGUCAGAAAAACAUUGAGUGGGAUGCCCUGCAGAUCUGUGCCACGUUCAUGGUGAAUCUCCUCCGUGAGCCUGAGAUUAUCAACAAGCUGAGCAGCCAUUCACAGACAGGAGAAUCAAUACCAAAUGAAUUGAUCUCAACUGUCUAUUCAUCCCGUGAUCACAUGUCGGCCUACAAGAUGAUGAAACAACUCUACAUUAGUGCAUUUGAUAUGGAGCUGUACAUCAGUCCUGACCACUGGCACGAGAUCAUGACUCGCACGUGGCCUGAGUACAUGCCAGUGGCCCUCAGCGACGAGGACAACCAUCCGUGCUCUCUUACCCACAUCUUUUCCGAUCAAUACCCUGCUGCCUACUAUUCAUUCAAGUGGUCCGAGAUGAUUGCUGCUGACAUCAUGGAGGAAUUCAAGGAAGUCGGUUUCAGUGAUGUAGAGAAAGUGGCAGAGAAGGGAAAAAGGCUCAUGGAAUCUUUCCUCACUCUUGGUGGUGGCCUCCCAGCAAGUGAAGUCUUCCGCAAGUUCAAAGGUCGUGACCCCUCUCUCGAUGGACUUAUCAAACAAUUUGGCAAGUCAGUGAAUGGUAAAUAAUCUCUGAUCGCUGUUUCAGUGUGUGAUGUCAUAAUGCAUUCAGAACUUGACUGCUUUGUGGUCAGUUUCGACCGGAUGGAACGGGACAUUUUUACUGUCAAUCUUGGAUGCCUAACAUACAUGUAUGUGCUACAUGUAGGAAGGGACAUGGACAUAUGUGCUAAUGUAAAGAUAUUGGAGGGCCAAGGAAUACGUAAGUGUGCGAAUACCAGUUGACGACUCCUGGCCACUGUCGAAGUAGUCAGUGAUUUUGAAGACUUGUUUGACCUAUUAAAUUUUCAGAAACUGUUUCAAGCAGCCAAGUUGAGGUUCUAAAUGAGCGUUUUCUACAAAUUGAAACUUUCCCACAUCAUGUCAAUGUCAUAUCUGAGAUUUUAGUUGUAAAUAUUUGUAUAAAUCUCAUGUGCCUAAUAAACCAAUGUUUCCGA
Molecule: messenger RNA, 2606 nt
Organism: Lineus longissimus
Lineage: Eukaryota; Metazoa; Nemertea; Pilidiophora; Heteronemertea; Lineidae
Exons: 15
Coding region: 7-2178 (723 amino acids)
Biological process (GO): proteolysis
Molecular function (GO): metalloendopeptidase activity
Source: RefSeq, a predicted model, not a curated record